AUGGCAAGGCUGGAUAUGGAUAUUCAAGGACUUUCAAGCGAAGACGAGGCUCUUCCUGGUGAAAAAGAUACUGAGUAUGUUCCUGAGUCCAAUGCAGGGAGGCCACCAACGAUAGCACUUGUAGAUUCCCAAACAAAACUUCAAUUGCUAAUGGACAAAAUAGAUGGCCUAACACACUCAUUGAACCAAUUUCAACAACGCCAAAACACAGCCACAAAUAUAGGAAAGAGAAGGCAUGGUCCUGAAGGUGAGGAUGAAAAAGAUCUUGUGAGUACUGAUAUUCUUUAUGAGCUUUAAUUAGAUAUCUAUAUAAUAAGCAAGGUCCUAAUUUAUUUAAAAAUAGAUUAUUUGCUUGUCAAUCCUGAGAUUUAAGAUUUAAGAUUACGAUAACACUUUGUCGACCCCCACUUAGCUUAGGAUUUGACAAUACAAGCUCAUCCUUCCUGAAUUCCAUAACUGGCUAACAGCUCUGAACAACGGUAGGUGGAAUCGGCCUAACCGUUGAACCGUUACAGUAGCCUAUGACCUAGACGAGUCUCUCUUCCUCCCUUGAAGUUGAUUCAAGUACACCAGGAACUGCCGAAGCAGUUCCAGCGCCAAUAUCCUUCAGAAAGACUGAACUUCCCUUACUAGGAUGACCUUUAGGGGACAAUGACCCUAAUUCAUGCGCUCCAUUUUUAAUUGUGAUCCUGAGAUCAAUUAUAUAAAAUUUUAUAGCACAAUCUACACCGUAAAGUUGACUGAACAGCCGAAGAGUAUUGUAAAUGGGGUAAUGAGGGAGUAUCAAUUAGAAGGCCUCAACUGACUGCUGAAAAUGAAUGCUUGCAAGGUGAGCGCAAUUCUAGCUGAUGAAAUGGGCCUUGGCAAAACCCUCCAAACAAUUUCUUUAUUAUCAUAUUUGAUCUUAUAUACGUAAAAUGGCGGACGGCGACCGACCCACCCCUCUCAGUGGUGGUUACCGGGCAUGGGUUUUUGGAGCCAGGAGUUAGCCCAACAACGUCUGGGACCUCGAAGCGAGAGGCCUAAGCGCAAAAGCCGCUGUUUUUGUGACCAAACCCAUGGGCAGUUACUCGUGACUUCUUUUUGCCAGCAGCGCUCAGCCCAGUGAGUGCCCGAAAUGAGGCAGAGCGACUUACCUGCCUAAGCUGCUUUUGUGGCUCGCCCCGAAUGGCGAAAGCUGUUGAGUUCUUUCUCGGGAUGACCGGAAAAGAGGGGAAGGCGAGUUAGACAGCUAAACGGGGGUCUCUCCAGUUUAAAAGGUGCCCUUCAAUGGGCAGAUCUGGCGGACGACGCGGCAGUGUUGGCGUAAACUUAGGCGACGAUCCAGGUUGGAAAUGGAGGCAGUCAGCAAAGCCGGUAUGAGACGGCCCUUGACAAUGCCUCUACCGAGAAACUGGGGGUUUCGGCCCGGGCUUGGUGAACGCUCUGCCACCAUACGGGGAAACCGUAGAAUGCUUCCUCGGACGUAGUGGGGACCUUAAAUACCUAGCGUUAAUCUAAUCUAAUCUAAUCAUAUUUGAUCUUGAAUGGGGAAACCGCGCCAAGUAUUGUUUUAGUUCCUAAAAGCACGCUUUCCAACUGGGUCAAAGAGUUUAAGCACUGGGCACCUUCUAUCCAAGUGUUUGAGUUCUAUGGGAACCUUGAGGAGCGUGAGCUGCUUAGACCAAAAGUCCCGAGGACGAACACUUAUAAUGUCUUACUCACCACUUAUGAAAUUGCAAUGGCUGAAAAAACUAUACUCAAAGGAGUAAAAUGGAAUUAUGUUAUCGUCGAUGAAGCUCAUCGUAUCAAAAACGAAAAAUCAGUGCUUUCUAAGAUUGUCAGACUCUUUUCAACUAACCUCCUAAUUGGCAAAGAGCAAAUCUAGAAAUUUUCUAAUGAAGCAUUUUUAAAAGCUAUUUCUAUUAUGCACUUGUAGUUAUUUAUAUUGAAAAUAUAAAAAACCCCACUAAUUUACUAAUAUUGAAUUUUUUUUCUAUUAUUUAGUAAGCUAAAACUGCUAAUUACAGGAACUCCUUUGCAAAAUAAUUUGCAUGAACUGUGGUCUUUACUAAACUUCUUGAUGCCUGAAAUUUUCGUGUCUUCUGAUGACUUUGACCAGUGGUUUGACCUAAAACAUGCCAAUUCUGAUAAUCAAGAUUACCUAGUCAGACAACUUCAUAGAGUGCUAAGACCAUUUAUGCUGAGAAGGCUGAAAAGAGAAGUAGAGUCUAAGCUUCCUCCUAAAAACGAACUCUACGUCUUUUUAGGGAUGACUAAAACACAAAGAGAACUAUAUAAGACAAUUCUCACAAAAAACAUAGAAGUAAUCAAUGGAUUUGGAGAAAGAAGUCAGUAUAUGAACACCAUAAUGCAGCUGAGAAAAGUAUGCAACCAUCCUUACUUGUUUGAAGGAAUUGAGCCAGGACCACCAUUUGUAGAUGGGGAUCACAUUAUUGAUGCUUGCAUGAAAUUUAAAUUUUUAGACAAACUCAUCCCAAAACUGAUCCAAAAUGGCUCUAAAGUUUUGAUUUUUACACAGAUGACUCGUCUAUUGGACAUUCUCGAUGACUUUCUCAAUAUGAGAGGCUAUAGGUUUUGCCGAAUUGAUGGCAACACCCCAUAUCUUGAUAGAGAAUCUCAAAUUGAUGAAUUCCAAAAGGCGGAUUCAAGCAUAAAUCUCUUUAUUUUGUCUACAAGAGCAGGAGGGUUAGGGAUUAAUCUUCAAUCUGCAAAUACUGUAAUAAUAUAUGAUUCUGAUUGGAAUCCCCAGGUAGAUUUACAAGCUAUGGACCGAGCUCACAGAAUAGGCCAAACAAGGACAGUCACCGUUUAUAGAUUUGUCACUGAAGGGACUGUUGAAGAAAAAAUUGCUGAAAGAGCAGCAAAGAAGCUGAAAAUGGAUCAUUUAGUCAUCCAAAAAGGAGCAUUGGCUUCACAAAAUAAAGCGCCGUCUGCACAAGAAAUGAAGCAAAUUUUGCAAUUUGGAGCCCAGCAGGUUUUAAAAACAACUGGAGAAAUUGCAGAUGAAGACAUAGAUACACUUUUGCAAUACGCACAAGAAAAAACGGAUAAAUUAAACGAAGAGCUCAAAAAAUUAGAAGAAACUUUUAAUUUAAAAGACCUGAGCUUUGAUGGCGCUUUAUUAUACCAAUUUGAAGGUGAAAAUUACAAAAAUGUGGAAAAAGAGCAUAUCAGUUUAGGAAAACGAAACAGAAAAGCAACUGGUGCUUAUGACAUGAAGAAAAGCUUACUAGCUCAAAAGAAAGACAAAUCUAAAAGAGGCUGGAGAGCCUUAGUAGGUGGAGGACACCCACAUCAGUUUUUUGACGACGAAGAGCUUGACAAAUUAGACCAAAAAGAAGAAAACUGGAACGAAUAUUUAAACACAAAAACAAAAAGGCGAACUCGAGGCGACGCUGCAGCUGAUAAGCCGCUAGCUUUUACUGAUAAAGAUAAAGCUUAUAGAAAAGAGCUGCUAAAUGAAGGCUUCGCGAACUGAACGAAACGAGAAUUCAAUAGCUUUAUUAGUGGCUGCGAAAUAUAUGGAAAAGACGAGCUUGACAGAAUCCAAGAAGAAGUCGGCACCAAAACUUUAAAAGAAAUAAAAAAAUACUCAAAAGCGUUUUGGCAGCACUAUGAAUCAAUGCCAAAUGGGGCUGAACUUGUAGAAAGGAUUGAGCAAGGACAAAGAGAUAGGGAAAGGCUUUCUAAAAUCGAAGCUAUCCUUGGGAAGAAGAGGAAUAGAAUUGAAGCUGGCGAACCUCUUGACUAUCCUUCGGAUCCUAAGCCGACACAUUUUAGCAGAGAAGAAGAUCAGUUUUUGCUGAAGCAGCUGAUAACGAGAGGGUACGGUAACUGGGACGAUAUGAAAAGCGAAAUCCAGAUGGUGCCAGAGUUCAGAUUUAUUAUAGGUAAAACUGAAUUUAAGAAAAUGAUAUGCCAAUAACCUAUAUAUUAACUAUUUAUCAUUGUGAACAGAAUAAUCAAUAAGAGUAUAACAUUUGGUUUCAAUCUAAAUCAUGUGACGAGAUUGAAAAAAGGUGUGACUAUCUAUUAGACAUCUUAGACGAAGAAAGUGAAAGCCCAAGAAAGCACAGAGCUGUCGAAGCAGAUAGCACAGACCAAAGCAGAACUCGCAUCGAAGUGAACCCGGAUUUCAAGUGGAUCAUUAUAUUCCCCAAAAUAGUUUUAACCUAA
Messenger RNA from Blepharisma stoltei, 4179 nucleotides. Lineage: Eukaryota; Ciliophora; Heterotrichea; Heterotrichida; Blepharismidae. The record is from the annotation of a GenBank genome assembly.